CACUUGCUCUUCACCAUUUUGGUGAUAUCUGUGUGCUCUUCCAAUGGAGUCACCUUUUUGGAUGGAAACCCUGUGGUAGAGCUUUCUCUGGGCAGAAUUCAAGGCUCCAAUAUGACGAGCUUCAAGGGAAAUAAUAUCCAUGCUUUCCGGGGCAUACGGUAUGCCCAACCACCAGUGGGAGACCUGAGGUUUGCCAAUCCUCUGCCAGAACCUGGUUGGGGAGAGGAACUCCUCAACGCCACAGUGGAUUCCUUUGUCUGUCCACAACCUGGUAGCACCUCGUACAUGAGCGAGGAUUGCCUGAAGCUGAAUGUCUUUACCAAAAGCUUUGAGGACAAGCUACCAGUGAUUGUUUACAUCCACGGAGGAGCCAAUAUUAUAGGAAGUGGACAUAGCUCUUACGAGGCAGGACCUCAGUAUUUGCUGGACCAUGAUGUGGUUUUUGUGGCCUUCAACUAUCGUCUAGGAGCAUUGGGAUUCCUGAACCCCAAUAGCCAGGAAGUAAAAGGAAACUUUGGGUAUUUGGAUCAAGUGAUGGCCCAUUGAUGGCAAUGGGUUAGGGAUCACAUAUCCCAUUUUGGUGGGGAUCCGAACUUGGUAACCAUCAUGGGCAUGAGUGCUGGUUCCAUGGCAGUCAGUCUCCACCUGGCCUCGCCCCUUUCGGAAGGACUAUUCCACCGUGCCAUCCUGAUGAGUGGAUCUACAACAAACACGUAUACCAUUGAUAAUCCUUACUGGACAAGGAAACUCUCCCGAGAACUGGGCUGUCCCAUAUUCGAUCCCCAGGAUGUGGUGACUUGCCUGCGAAACGAGUCCUGGACUCGCAUUGUGGAGGUUUGCAAGGCCUGGGAAACUCAUCAGUUGACCAACAUGAAGUGGAACUACGAGAUCGAUGGGCACUUCUUGUCCAGACAUCCCACAGAAAUUUUCUGGGAUGGUUACUUUAACAGGGUUCCCUUGCUGGUUAGCUACACGAAAAAUGAGUUGGAUUACUCCCUCUAUGUUCACAAGGAUAAUGAGCCUUUACUCCACGAUCUUGCCACUCACUUCGAGGACUAUGCUCCGGGAUUGUUUCUCUACAAAGCCAAUGAGACCACAAGUCGGAGACUAAAAGAGUUCUAUUUGGGAGAAAACUUCUCAGAGAUCAAUGAGGAUAAUAUUAAUCUGUUUGGUGAAAUAUUUUCGGACAGCAUCCUGGGCCAUGGAAUCCAUCGUCUCGUGGCGCUGGCGUCUCCCGUCUACUAUAUGCGCACCGAUUACAUUGGCCAGAGAACCCUAAAUUCGCCAACUGAUGCGGAUAAAAGACCCAUUGGAGUGGCUCAUGCCGAUGAUCUGCAGUACGUAAUGCCAGGAUAUUGGUAUGGCACAGUUAUGGAAGAAGGAGAUCCCGAUGUCUUCAUGAUGGAGCGCUUUACCAGCUGGUUCACUCACUUUGCCAAGACGGGGACACCCCUUAACACCACCGAUAACUGGCCACCCUGCAACGCCACCUAUGCGAAGAUGCUCUACAACGGGGUGGCGACCCAGGUGGGUGACCCCGCCUUUGCCGAGCGAUACGCCGUCUGGGACGAGCUCUUUCCCACGGACGCCGGGAGCGGAGGCGCUGCCUGGAAACUCGGCCUCCCGGUCGCCAUCGCCACUGGUGUGGCCUGGCGGCUCUUUGGGAAAUUAAUGUAGCAAUUAGGUGUGGAAAAAGCUUAUCAAUAGGCCGUUUAGAUUGCGCUAAUGACGCCAGAGCUCGACUCUCGACUCCGAGUGCGACUAUUUACUUUGAUUAAUUAAUCAACAAAGGCGUGAGAUUUUCCCCGGUUCCUUGGGGCAAUUAGUCUUGCGUCUCGGAGCGGGCUUCGGCCUGGGCUUGGGCAGCUUAAAUACACAUUAAU
Messenger RNA from Drosophila bipectinata, 1883 nucleotides. Its product is annotated as juvenile hormone esterase. NCBI's taxonomy places the organism in Eukaryota, Metazoa, Arthropoda, Insecta, Diptera, Drosophilidae. Gene Ontology annotation, molecular function: serine hydrolase activity. The record is from RefSeq and is a predicted model, not a curated record.